GAAAUGGCUGCCGAAAACAAGCCGGAAGGACUGAAGAGAAUUCGUAAUGCAGAUCGAAUGUACAGAACUUCUGUCAGCUACGCCAGCCACACUGCUUCUAAGGGUGUCCGAGAUGACACAGACACCAACAAUGAACAUGGACAUUUGAAAAUCUACCUGCCUAAGAAGCUGCUCGAAUGUCUGCCCAAAUGCUCCUCUCUGCCCAAGGAGAGACAUCGGUGGAACACCAAUGAGGAGAUCGCCGCUUACUUGAUAUCAUUUGAAAAGCAUGAAGAGUGGCUAACGACGUCCCCUAAAACCAGGCCGCAAAAUGGGUCUAUGAUCCUAUACAACAGGAAAAAAGUGAAGUACAGGAAAGACGGCUACUGCUGGAAGAAGAGGAAAGAUGGCAAGACCACGCGGGAGGAUCACAUGAAGCUGAAAGUACAGGGAGUCGAGUGUCUGUACGGGUGUUAUGUCCACUCCUCCAUAAUCCCUACCUUCCACCGCAGGUGUUACUGGCUGCUCCAGAACCCAGACAUCGUUCUGGUCCACUACCUUAAUGUUCCGGCCAUCGAGGAUUGUGGGAAGCCAUGCGGUCCAAUCCUGUGCUCCAUCAACACAGACAAAAAGGAGUGGGCCAAAUGGACCAAGGAGGAGCUCAUCAGCCAGCUCAAGCCCAUGUUUUAUGGCAUCAAGUGGACUUGCAGCAACGGGAACAGCAGCACCGGCUUCUCGGCUGAGCAGCUGGUGCAGCAGAUCCUGGACAGCCACCAGACCAAGCCACCUCCCCGGACUCACAACUGCCUCUGCACGGGGACGCUGGGUGCUGGUAGCAGUCUGCAUCACAAGUGUAACAGUGCCAAACACCGCAUCAUCUCCCCGAAGGUUGACCCGCGCUCUGGAGGUGCUUAUAGCAGCACUCACUCCGAAGUCCAGAACAGUGAUGUGUCUGAGGGCAAGACCGAACACACCCAUGGAGCAGGCAAAAAUGGCAGGGGAACGGGCGACGGGCCGGGUGGAUCGACUGCGCGAGAAAAGAGGAACAGCAAAGGAACGAAACCGGCUCUACUUCAUCAGAACAGUAUGGAGGUGUCCUCCACCAACCAGGUGGAGGUACCAGACACCACCCAGAGCUCUCCUGUAUCCAUUAGCAGCGGGCUAAACUCUGAUCCUGACAUAGCUGACAGCCCGGUGGUGACAGGUAUGAGCCACGUGGCCUCCGUCAUGAGCAGCCUCUCCCAGUCGACCACUGUCUUCAUGUCAGAGGUCACCGGUGAUCCUGUCUACAGCAUGUCUCCCACUGGAGAUCCCAAUGCUCAUCUCCUAGGCCCUGACACAGCCUCAAGCAGCUUGGUGCUGGCAGUGGCUGCUGACAGUCACAAAUUUGCUUUUCCUGGGGCUGUGGGUGUGGGUUUAGGAGAUGUAGGGUCUACAGAGAGAUUGGCGAUGCUUUCUGCAGCUAGCAUGUCAGAAGAGCUUGUCCUCUCUAGCAGCCUAGAGUCUGGGAGCAUUAAGCUGCCAGAAACCACCAUGAACUUUGACCCAGACUGCUUCCUCAACAACCCCAAGCAGGGCCAGACAUAUGGAGGAAAUGGGCUGAAGACAGAAGUCAGCAACACCAGCAGCUGCAGCAACGGAGGAGUCCGAUGUUCACCUCCUCUCACCGACAAUGGUUAUGGCUUCAAUGCCUCACUGGUCAAGAAUAUUAAAACAGAGGACACAUCAUUUGAGCAGCAGCUGGCCAAAGAAGGUGGUUACCAGGUUGGAGAGGUGGUCAGUGGUGCAGGUAGCCUGUCCAGCUCCUCGGGCAGUGGCUCUACCCAGAGUUCCCUAGCUCUGACACCAACUAGCUCAUUGCUCCCAUCUGGGGGUGGCCUGAGCCCUAGCACCACACUGGAGCAGAUGGAUUUCAGCGCCAUUGAUUCCAAGCAGGACUACUCUUCUACCAUGAUGUCUGCUACAAGCUACGGUCAAGCUAUACCCAGCCCACAGCUAACCCACCAGAGCCACUCUCCCAGCUUCUUCCUGCAGGGCUCACCUCAGUCCACCCAGACACAAACCCACCAGAACACUAGCACUUCUGCUCAGAACUCGCACGACUCCACUGCCUACAUGGGUUUGUCCGUAGUCAAGACUGAUUCAACAGGCACCAACGGGCAUCACCACCACCACCAUGCCCAUCAAGGCCAGCAGACAACAUCCAAUUGCAACAGCAGCUCUCCAGCUGAGAGAAAUGGGCAAGGUGGCACUCUGCAACUUAUGCAGUACCAAAACCGCUUCACAGGUGCCAGCAAAGAACACGAGGAGGUUGGAAGUUUGGAACAACAAGCCAACUCAGAAAGACGGGACGCAGGCGGGCAAGAAAAGGAGACGGAAGACUUGCUGAAGGCAGGGGAUCACCUGCAGCACUGUGUGAGAAAUGGAGCAGAUGGCAGUGGAGCUACAGAGCACUACCUCCAACAACCAGAGAGCACCAACUUGGGAGCAGGAGGAGCUGGAGGAACAGGAACAGGUAAUAAUAGUGGAACCCUGUGUAACGGUACGGAUGGCAGCAGGGCAACUGGCAGUCCACAUCAGCAGCUACAGCCUCUCCUACAGGGAGCAGGGCUAGUCCAGGGGCUCUUUAACAACAUGGCAGCCCACCAGGCUCUGGCCACAAGUGGAGCCAAUGGAGGAGGAUCCAUGGAGAUCAGCCUAGAUCACUUUGACGUCUCUUUUGGGAAUCAGUUUUCAGACCUCAUCAACGAUUUCAUUUCAGUAGAAGGAGGAAACGGUGCAGCGAUCGGCGGACAAACGGGCAACACACUCUACAGCCAUCAGAUAAUGGCCCACUCAGGCACAGAAGGGCAAGUGACAUCUGGUGCAACCACCCAGCAGGUUGCUGAAGAAGGACCCACCCAUGGAGCCACAGGGUACAACUCUGCAGAACUCUGCCUCCAGCCCUGUUGCAGCCCCCAGUCGGCCCAGUCUGGGGCACUGGGAACAGACACUGGGCAGUUGGCGUACAUGCAAGUAGAGGAGGUAGUGUCUGCAGCUGUGGCUCAUGGGACCAUGGGGAUGCUUCAGAACACUGGGAGACUGUUUGUGGUGACAGACUACUCACCAGAGUGGUCUUACCCAGAGGGUGGAGUGAAGGUUUUAAUCACAGGACCAUGGCAGGAGGCCAGCAGUGACUACACUUGCCUGUUCGAUCAGAUCACGGUUCCUGCCUCGCUCAUUCAGCCCGGAGUGCUGCGAUGUUACUGCCCAGCUCACGACACAGGCCUGGUGACCCUUCAGGUGGCAGCCAGCAGCCAGAUCAUCUCCAACUCGGUGGUGUUUGAAUAUAAAGCCCGCGCUCUCCCUGCCCUGCCCACCUCUCAGCACGACUGGCUCUCCCUGGAUGACAACCAAUUCAGAAUGUCGAUCCUGGAGCGCCUGGAGCAGAUGGAGCGCAGGAUGGCCGAGAUGUCCGGCCAGCAGCAGCAGCAAGGCAGCGGAGGAACAUCUGAAAGUGGAGUAACGGGAGGAGGAGGAGGAGGAGGAGAAGGAAGAGGCACUAGUCAGACUCAGAGUCAGGGACAAGCUGGAAGCUCCUUUGAGAGUCGUGUGGUGGUGGUGUGUGAGAAGAUGAUGAACCGCGCCUGCUGGGCAAAAUCCAAGCACUUAAUCCACUCCAAAACCUUCCGGGGUAUGACCCUGCUCCACCUGGCAGCUGCCCAGGGUUACGCCAACCUGAUCCAGACCCUCAUCAAGUGGCGCACUAAGCAUGCAGACAGCAUAGAUCUAGAGUUAGAGGUGGAUCCUUUGAAUGUCGACCAUUUCUCCUGCACCCCGUUGAUGUGGGCUUGUGCUUUGGGUCACACGGAGGCAGCAGUGGUUUUGUAUAAGUGGGAUCGGCGUGCCCUGGCUAUCCCCGAUUCUCUCGGACGCUUACCGUUGGCCACAGCCCGAUCCCGGGGCCACACCAAGCUGGCGGAGUGUCUGGAAAAUCUUCAGCGGGAGGAACAGCAGCAGCAGACUCCCGCUACCAACAUGCCUUUCUCCUCGUCCACAGAGAGCUCCACCACAGAGGGCUGGAUGAAUGUUUGGGGAAGUGAGACUGCUUCUGGAAUAAGAGGGAGCAACGUCGUUAGCUCUGCUCCAAGCGCAAACCAAGAUUUGAGGAGGCCCAGGUCUGAAUCUUCCAGUUUCUACAACAGUGAAAGCCAAGGUGAUGCCCCAUUAACCAAGAAACACAAACCCAAUCCUGAGCUCCACCAAGCAAGGUCAAGCAAGCCCAGUUCUAUCCCUCUCGGUUUAGGAGAGCAAGUCCACAAGUCUAAAACCUGCCCUGCUAAAGCAGCCAGAGCAGGUAUGGUGGACACAGAGUCAGGAAAAGGAGACAAGGCUCAGGCAAAGCUGGGCUCAGCUUGCGGAGGCGGGCGAUGGAGUGGCAGACAGACCGCAGGACGCAGAGGGCCGAUUGGAGGACUCGCUAAAGAAAGGUUGGCAAACAGGCUGCGGUUACGAGAAGCAUCUGGUACGGGAUCAGUCUCCGAGCUUCUGGUGGGCCAAGAGGAUCUGGAGAACACAGGAGAUCUACAGUUGAAUAUGAUGACUCUGGCCGAGCACAUCAUCGAAGCAACGCCUGAUCGCAUCAAGAGUGAAAAUUUCGUGGCCACGGAGUCAGCAAAUCUGGAUAGUGUCGAGGUCAACAGCACUAUGAGCUGGUUAGCGACUUACCUUGGAGAUGCAGAAAACUUAAUCACAAUUUAUUUUUCCAGGUUCUUAUACAGCAAGCCGCAGGCAUGCUCCGUGGGAUUGGACAGCGGACACGCUGGCAGCCAGCCGGAAUCCGAAGGCCCUUUCGGGAAACUCGGACUCCCGUCUCCAGCAGACUGGAGCGCAUUCCUUAACGUCUCUCACAGCAAAAAGGAGCGGGAUUUAACUCAGCUGGCCCUGUCCGACCAUGAGCAGAGAGAGCUGUACGAGGCAGCACGCCAAGUCCAGAGCACCUUCCGCAAGUAUAAGGGGCGUCCACUCAGAGAGCAGCAGGAACUGGCAGCUGCUGUUAUUCAGCGCUGUUAUAAAAAGUACAAACAGCUGACAUGGAUAGCCUUGAAGUAUGCACUUUAUAAGAAGAUGACGCUGGCCGCCAUCCUAAUCCAGAGUAAAUUUCGCAGCUACUACGAGCAGAAGAAGUUCCAGCAAAGUCGUCGGGCAGCCAUGCUAAUCCAGCAAUACUAUCGCAGCUACAAGGAGCUGGGCCGACCCAACUCGCACUCUCACGCCGCUGCAGCUGCCGCCCUCGUGCAGCACAAACUCAGAAGUGGUCUGCUCACCAAGAGGCAGGACCAGGCCGCCAGAAAAAUAAUGCGAUUUCUGCUCCGAUGUCGCCAUAGCCCCUUGAUGGACCAUAGACUGUUCAAACGGGGUGAGAGAACUGAAAAGGGCCAAGGAACAUGAGAGCUCGCCAAAGAGCCCCGUCACAAUGUAACGUCCACCUCCGAAUCCAGACUGUUCCCCUUUUCCUCUUUCUGUUUUUACAUAAAACGAACAAUUUACCAAAAGGCAAAAACUAUUCAAGGAAAAACAAAACAAAACAAAACAACAAAAAAACAGAAGCGAGAAGACGUUAAGAACAUGCGAACUUGUGACGGUUACAUCAUGACUGAUUCUGUCGCCCCUGGUACUGCCACAGUGUUGUGUAUUUUUUCCUCUCCAUCGGGGAACGUGGGGAGUUCUGCGUAAAAACAAAGACUUUAUCUGGGAAACAAUGACAUCCUCAUGCCAUUUUUUGCACUCUUCAUAUUUUCUUUCUUUUUUUUUUAAAAUCGAGGAACGACUGCCGUGGAGCUGAACGCUUUUUUUUUUCCUGACGGCACUCGUAAGACGAGAAAGACGACAAGAUUAAGUCACGCGUCGCAUUCAUGUAAUCAUGCUGGAUUCUGCUUAUGAUUAUUCCGUUUUUAUAUUUCGAAUGAAAGGGGGGGAAACAACCAAUUUGAACCAAAAAAAAACAAACAAAAAAACGGUCUCAUCUCAUUGAUCAUGUGCAUGCAGAGUUUUCCGUCAGCUCGAUGUAUAUCAGCUCUUUGUUUCUUACUAGGCCGUCCUUUCAUCAGGUGAAAAAGGGAUGGGAUGCACAUGAAUGUACGCUGGGUUUAGGUUUUAAAAGAAAAAAAAAAAAGAAAUUCUGGGUUUGAAAUAUCAGUGUCUUACUUUUUGUGGUUUUCGGAGUAAGUCACAAUUUGGGACAGAGCCGAGCUCUCUGUUGAGUAACUGUUUGUGUGUUUUUUGACUUUCUAAACGAGUCCUUUUCUUAACGUUUGACCUUUCGCUGGCCUGACUUUGUGAGUCCUGUGUUUGCUGAAUUUUAAACCGGAAAUAGUGCAUGUAUUUGAGCCGAGUGCUCCUGCAUGCUGACAGAACUGUUUUGUGGGGUUUUUUUGUGUUUAAUUAACCUCAGCAUCGUUUCUCUGACCUGUCAUACAAAAUAUACGUCUUUUUAAAUUUUUUAUGUUAUUUAUUUUUUCGCCUUACAUCGUUUACCUCUUCUUUUACAUGCGUUCUGCUUCCUAUAUUUUUUUUGCCUGGAUUUAUUUAACUUUUUGGGGUUUUUUUUGUUCUACAGUUGUCUCAUUGUGCCACAGAAACACUAUUUUUGCUGUAUGUUUGCGUGUGUGUGUGCUUGCUGACAAGGUUUCAGCGCUUCACUUUGUUGCCGUUUGUUCCAGCAAGUCGUUAAAUGCUUUUCGUUCCGAGAUUCCCGUAACACUGACGUCUUAAAGACUUUUUAAAGGGUCCCUAUAAACAACCUCCAUAUUUUUGACUAAAGCGCGGUUCCUGUACAUAACAAAGAUGAGAGAAAAGGCACGCGGCGAGCCAGAACCCUUACCACAAGAGGAUUGUAUUUAAUAAUAUAUAUUAUUUUAUUCAUAAAAAAACAUAAUAACAUGAUAAAGAGAUAGCAAAAAAAAACAACAAAAAAAAAACAAAUAUAUUGUAUAGUUUUGUUUGAGCGCCCGAGAUGUACGGUUGUAUUGUUUGUAAAUACUGUAAAUAUCUGGUGCAAAAGAAGGAGCCAUGUGCAUGAAACCUUACGAUAAUGACACAGAGCAUAAUAUAAAGGAAAAAAAACUGUAGUGGCUAUGAUCUAAACAGAUUCAUUCAGUUUCAAUAUAAGAGCCUUUUAUUUGAAAUGUUCUUAUAAAGAACAUUUAGUAAAGCAUGACUUUUUUUGCAAAAUCAUGAUAAAACAUAGAGUUAGUGGAGACCCGAGAAAAAAAUCUUUGGAUACGACCUGUUUAUAGAGUGACGAGAUUUUAUUUAUUUUUAAUUUUUUUUGUAUACCCUUACGAAUCAUCUGGAUUUCUGUAUAAAUGGCUCCGGAAAUGUGACAUGAUCAUGUGAUAAUAAAGGGAGUAUAAAUAAACACACGUGACAUUACACACGUCCUUGUAGACGUGCCGUGUCUCUUGGUGUAGAAAGUCAGUAUGUAUUCAGGUUUUGGUUUGACCUGUCCUGUAAAAACACACACACACAAACACACACACAGAGUUCUGGUUAACUGUCUAUAAAAUGAACAAAAGUCAGUACUGUUUGGUACUAGAGAGAAUUUAGGAAUUCUGGAAGGAAAUCUGACCAAUCCAACCUGCUUCUUAAAGAACUUUGGCCAAUACCGCCCAUUCAUGUAGGAAUUCUGACCAAUACCACCCACUUCUGAAAGAGUUCUGACCAAUACCAAUCAUUCCCAUAGGAAUUCUGACCAAUAUCGCCCAUUGCUAAAAGAAUUCUGGCCAAUACCACCCGUUCCCAUAGAAAUUCUGGCCAAUAUUGCUCAUUCCCGUAGGAAUUCUGGCCAGUGCCACCCAUUCCCAUAGGAACUCUGGCCAUUACCACCCAUUACCAUAGGAAUUCUGACCAAUAUCACCUAUUCCCAUAGGAAUUCUGCACCAUACCAACCAGGCCUGAAUGAAUUCUAACUACUAUCUGAGGAAACCUUAUGAAUAGCUCCCAUUCCUGAAGGAAUUCUAACUCAUGCCCGCACUCUCUCGCAGUUAUUACUUUUGCUUUUUAUCCACCCGUGCUAUUUUCUAUUCAACUGAUUGGUUCUGUUUCAAAACUCUAAACUAAUUAAGCGGUUAAACCACAGUGACCCUGACCAGAGUAAAGCGCUUAGUGAAGAUGAAUAAUUGAAAGCUCUAAACAUUUCAUGCACUCGUUCUAAAAGCUUCAUAUCUGGCCACUCUUUAAAAACCCGCUCAACUUUUUUGUUGGGUCCCAUAGGAUCGCAGUCCCGAUA
Ictalurus furcatus (blue catfish) is the source of this 8248-nucleotide messenger RNA. Its product is annotated as calmodulin-binding transcription activator 1-like. The coding region runs from base 4 to 5409 and encodes 1801 amino acids. The transcript is spliced from 24 exons. The record is from RefSeq and is a predicted model, not a curated record. Gene Ontology annotation, molecular function: protein binding; double-stranded DNA binding; transcription coregulator activity. Lineage: Eukaryota; Metazoa; Chordata; Actinopteri; Siluriformes; Ictaluridae. Gene Ontology annotation, cellular component: nucleus. Gene Ontology annotation, biological process: regulation of transcription by RNA polymerase II.